AUGGUAGAUACAUCAAAUCUUUUACCACAAACACCAAGACUUUUAAAAGUCCCAUUAAUUAUUUUAAAUAUUAUCCUUUGGAUUCUUGGUUUAGUUUUAGUUAUUGUUGGUGGUAUUUGUGUUAGCUUUUUAUCAAAUUUCAAAGAUUUCACAAAAGCCAGUGAUGCUAAAUCAGCUCUUUCAAAUCUUACAACCAGUAUUCCAGCUGGUGUUUUAGUUAUUGGUAUCCUCUUUGUAAUUUUCACUGUUGUUGGUUGUUUCGUUGCUUACAAAGAGAAAUUAGUUGGUUUAGUAAUCUAUUGUGCAGUAAUGUUAAUUUUAUUAGUUAUUUUAAUUGGUGUUGGUGGUAAAGCUAUAACAUUACACAAUGAUGAUAUCAUUAAUGAAGUUGGUGGUGCUUGGGAACAUGUUGCCAAUGGUACAAAGAAUAGCACCCUCACUCGUCUCGAAAAUUUCUUAAAAUGUUGUAAAUGGUCAAACGUCUCAAUAGACUCUUCAGAUUUAUGUCCAAAAGAUGGUGAUAAAAUUAAAUAUGAAGGUCACUAUUGUGGUGAAGCUUUAAGUGACCAAUUCAGUUCAAAAAUCUAUGCUGUUGGUGCUGCUGGUUUAGCCAUUGGUAUCAUUGAACUCGUUGCCAUCCUUUUCUCAUUAUUCUUAAUUAUUCGUAUUUGUCGUUCACCAAGAACUCGUUCAUAUGAUCAAUAUUAA
Messenger RNA from Dictyostelium discoideum AX4, 708 nucleotides. It is a transcript of the gene tspA, whose product is annotated as tetraspanin family protein. The transcript is spliced from 3 exons. The coding region runs from base 1 to 708 and encodes 235 amino acids. The record is from RefSeq and is a predicted model, not a curated record. Gene Ontology annotation, cellular component: membrane. Lineage: Eukaryota; Evosea; Eumycetozoa; Dictyosteliales; Dictyosteliaceae.